AUGUCGAUGUUCAGCUCCUGUGAAGUUUGUGGCGAUCAGAGCUCGGGGAAGCACUACGGCGUUUCCUGCUGUGAUGGCUGUUCCUGCUUCUUCAAGCGCAGCGUGAGGAAGGGCAACCACUAUGCCUGCAUUGCGAUCAAAGGAAACUGCAUCGUGGAUAAGGCGCGCAGGAAUUGGUGUCCCUUUUGCCGCUUUCAGCGUUGUCUGGCGGUGGGCAUGAAUGUGGCUGCCGUUCAGGAUGAGCGGGGACCGAGGAACCAGCAGGCGACAGCUGUCUACAGGUACAGCCGCAGAUCCAUGCCCUCGCCACGCCUACCACAAACAGUGGUGGCUGCAGCAGGCGGGGGCCAGACGUUGCAUUUUCAGAUUCUCGCACAGAUUUUGGUUACCUGCCUGCGACAGGCGAUGGCGAACGAGCAAUUUAGCAGCUUGGAGCGGCCCCAACAGGACGCCAUCCUACAGGUGGUGUGGAGCGAGAUCUUCAUACUGCGGGCCUCGCACUGGUCGCUCGACAUUAGUGCUAUGAUUGAUGGCUGUGGGGAUGCACAGCUAAAGCGACUGAUAUACGAGGCACAACAGCUGAGGGCCGAUGUCUUGGAACUGAACUUUUUGGAGACGCUUAUUUUGUGCAGGAAAGAACUAGCUCUGAGUGCAGAGUAUGCCAUUAUACUGGGGACACACGCGAAUGGUGCUUUAAUGUCUCUGGCGCGUUACACUUUGCAUCAGUCGAACUAUUUGCGCUUUGGCCAGCUCCUACUGGGGCUGCGACAGCUCUGCCUACGUCGUUUUGACUGUGCUCUGUCCUGCAUGUUUCGAACAGUGGUUAGGGAUAUUUUAAAAACAUUAUAA
Messenger RNA from Drosophila obscura, 849 nucleotides. It is a transcript of the gene Hr83, whose product is annotated as photoreceptor-specific nuclear receptor. Gene Ontology annotation, biological process: anatomical structure development; cell differentiation; regulation of transcription by RNA polymerase II. The record is from RefSeq and is a predicted model, not a curated record. The transcript is spliced from 2 exons. Bases 1 to 849 code for a protein of 282 amino acids. Gene Ontology annotation, molecular function: zinc ion binding; RNA polymerase II cis-regulatory region sequence-specific DNA binding; nuclear receptor activity. Lineage: Eukaryota; Metazoa; Arthropoda; Insecta; Diptera; Drosophilidae.